CUGCUCCAACUUGGAUAGAGAGGGAGAGAUAAGAGAUUUAGGGUUUAGAACAAUUUCUUCAAUAAUUAUCUGUCAAUUUUUGUAAAAUUAACAAUCUUUUCUUCAAGUUCUCGCCAUCAGCAUCGCCAACAAUCUAAGUCGGAGCCAUGACUGAGUAUUGGGUCAGCCAGGGUAAUAAAUGGUGCGACUUCUGCAAAAUCUACAUAUCAAAUAAUCCUUCCAGCAUUAGAAACCAUGAGCUUGGUCAACGUCAUAGGGAAAAUGUUAGCAAGAAGCUUGCUGAUAUGAGGAAAGAGAAUGCUGCCAAGGAUAAGGAGCAAAAGGAAGCAGCCCGUGCUCUUGAACAGAUUGAAGCAAAAGCCAAGCGUAGCUAUCAGAAGGAUGUAGCUAAUCUUCAGUCCAGAGAUUCUAAUGCCGAUGCUUUAGAUGAUCAAGAGAAAUGGGAUUAUGAUGGCACUUCGGGCUACUACUUCAAUUCCAGCAACGGCCUUUACUAUGACCCAAAAUCGGGCUUUUACUAUUCUGAUGCUAUAGCCAAGUGGGUGACCCAGGAAGAGGCAUAUGCCACAGCUCAGAGUUCUGUGGAUUCCAAACAUAAACCCAGGAUGAAAGGUCCAUUACCAGCAUCAGGAGCAGGACCAAUUAAGGAAAAUAAAGAUUCUGUGAAAGGUCAAACUGGUCCUGCACCAGGGCCUGUUGUUUCUGCUUCACUAAAUCCAUUGAGAUCUGUCAAAGGUGCUCCAUCAUCGGUAACUGUUGGCAAGAGAAAGAGGGAAGAUAAUAAGCCAAAGCAGAAAGCAAAGCCCGUAAAUGCAGAAGAAGCAGCGGCACUUAAAGCUAGGGAGGCUGCAAGGAAGAGAGUCGAAAAGAGAGAGAAACCAUUGCUCGGUCUGUACCAGUCUCGUUGAUCCAGAACUGCGCAAGAAUCCUUCAUUUCUCUCAUUGACAAGGGGGGGCUUGCUUGGGUGUGGUAUUAUUCACUUCCUAUGCUUGAGAGAAACCAUUUCUCUUAUCAUGAUUUUUCUUUCGCAAAUGUAAUCGAAUAACUGUUUGUCUGAUUGGCAACUCUCUCUUAAAAAUGUAAUUGUUGUUUCCGUCGGGUCAGGUGAAAGUAGUGCCCCUCUUACAGUUUGUACAUUACAAUCUAAAGAAUACUAGAACAAGCCUUAUAGUUCUGGAAUCAUUUCAAUAGCCUUCUUUCUUUCUGAAGUGCAUCUUGAACAUGAAACUGAAGACUAUUCUUCUAUGGAUUCA
Molecule: messenger RNA, 1254 nt
Organism: Pistacia vera
Lineage: Eukaryota; Viridiplantae; Streptophyta; Magnoliopsida; Sapindales; Anacardiaceae
Product: zinc finger protein ZOP1
Exons: 5
Coding region: 147-908 (253 amino acids)
Biological process (GO): mRNA splicing, via spliceosome
Cellular component (GO): precatalytic spliceosome; nucleus
Molecular function (GO): RNA binding; zinc ion binding
Source: RefSeq, a predicted model, not a curated record